Molecule: messenger RNA, 1116 nt
Organism: Glossina fuscipes
Lineage: Eukaryota; Metazoa; Arthropoda; Insecta; Diptera; Glossinidae
Product: aldo-keto reductase family 1 member B1-like
Exons: 7
Coding region: 113-1063 (316 amino acids)
Cellular component (GO): cytosol
Molecular function (GO): aldose reductase (NADPH) activity
Source: RefSeq, a predicted model, not a curated record
CGAUCAAUAAGUGCAAAAGCAAAACAAAAAAUAUAUACAAAAACUUACAAAUGUAAAGUCAACGAGCAGUAAUCUACACACGUUUUUAAGUACUUUAAACUUUUUGGUGGAAAUGUCUAACCCAGUUUCAUAUGUAACGCAUAAUGACGGCACUAAAAUGCAAUCUAUUGGUUUGGGCACAUAUACGUCGUUGGGUGGUGAUUGCGAACGUGCUGUACGCGAUGCCAUUGAUGCUGGAUACCGUCACAUAGACACUGCGUACUUCUAUGAAAACGAAUAUGAAGUGGGCAAAGCUGUACAUGAGAAAGUUGCUGAAGGUGUUAUCAAACGUGAAGACAUUUUCGUCGUUUCUAAGUUGUGGUGUCAUUUCCAUGAGCCUGAACGUGUUGAAUACGCUUGUCGUAAGACUUUGACUAACUUUGGCAUGGACUAUGUCGAUUUGUAUUUAAUGCAUUGGCCCUAUUCGUAUGCAUAUCGUGGCGAUGAUGUUAUGUUUCCCACCGAUGCCAAUGGAAAAGUUGAAUUGAGUGAUAUCGAUUAUUUGGAGACUUGGAAAGCAAUGGAGACACUGGUGGCCAAAGGCUUAACCAAAAGCAUAGGAGUAUCCAAUUUCAAUUCGGAGCAAUUAAAACGUUUAAUGGAGAACUGUAAAAUCAAGCCAAUACAUAAUCAAAUUGAAUGCCAUCCUGGUUUAAAUCAAAAGCCUUUAAUUAAAUUGUGCAAACAAUAUAAUGUUAUAGUAACGGCUUAUUGUCCUUUGGGUAGACCGGACCCAAUUAACAAGUUGCCGACAUUCCUAUACGAUCCGAAAGUCAAAACUAUUGCCGAUAAAUAUCAGAAGACACCAGCACAAGUAGUGUUGCGUUAUUUGCUCGAGCUUGGCACAGUUCCACUACCUAAAUCGGUUAAUAAAAAUCGCAUUGUAGAGAAUUUCAACAUUUUUGAUUUUCAACUAAACCUCGAUGACCAUAAGGUAAUGGAUUCAUUUCAUACGGGGCAGCGUAUUGUAUCUAUGACUCAUUCCGAAUCUAGUAAAUAUUAUCCUUUCAAUAUUCAAUAUUAACGAAGGAUUGCCUUCUAGUUCAUACAAACGAAAAAAGAAAGUUCGUAAAUAUU